AUGUCCUACACCCCACAGACAGAUCUGUGGCUUGAACGAUCUCGUCUUGAUGGAAUGAUAUUGGGUGCUGCAUCCUACGGCGGAUUUUUUUUCCUCACAGUACAAGCCACUACUGCUCUCAUAAAACGACCUCAAUAUGGGGAUAAAAUUCCAGAGUAUCGGAUCGUUCUUCUGUUAUACAUCUUCAUCACGUUCGUGCUGGGCACGGUAGGAUUUGCCGCGAACGCAAAAUAUACGGAGAUGAUCUGGAUAGACCUCCGUGAUGCCCCUGGUGGCCCGGCUGCUCUCAUCGACAACGAAAUGGAUUAUCGUAUCAACGUUCUGGCACUGACCUGUUAUUAUGUCAUGGAAUGGUUUAUGCAAGCCCUGCUUCUUCAUCGUUGUUUUGUGAUAUGGAAUUGGAAAAUAUCUGUAAUGAUCCCGAUGAUCACACUCUAUAUUGCCAUGAUCGCAAUGUCUAUCGUCGUCUUGAUCGAGGCGAGCACUGGCGCUGUAUGGUACAACAUCAACAUCGAGCUUGCCUAUCUCUGCAUCGAAGUGGGACUCACUGUGAUCUACACCAUCCUCGUGGCGAAUCGUUUGCUCGACAUGCGAAGCCAGAUGAAACAGGCCAUCGCCCAUUAUGAUUCUAGUCUCUACGAUACCGUCGUUCUCGUAAUCAUCGAGUCCGCCGUAUUAUACUCUGUCUUCGCUAUUAUCUUCAUAGUUUCCUUUGCUCUGCAUUCUAAUGUCUCCAACCUAUGCUUCCUGUCUAUCAGUCAUGUCCAGGGCAUUGCUCAAUUGCUCAUGAUCAUUCGUGUGGCUCGAGGACGAUCGAUUACACGCGAAUCGGCGACCCGCGUUGCUGCAGUACCUACGUCUAUAGCAUUCUCGAGGACUGUAUUGGACACAGCCGACAUUGAGCGAAUAGCCACACCGGUACCAGAGCAGGACGGGGAUCAGUUGUUGUGUUCUCCUUCGGAGAAGGCGACAGAAGUAAUUGUGCAUAAAGACAAAAACAUGGUGUGA
Messenger RNA from Suillus clintonianus, 1008 nucleotides. RefSeq lists its product as uncharacterized. The coding region runs from base 1 to 1008 and encodes 335 amino acids. The transcript is spliced from 6 exons. The record is from RefSeq and is a predicted model, not a curated record. NCBI's taxonomy places the organism in Eukaryota, Fungi, Basidiomycota, Agaricomycetes, Boletales, Suillaceae.